UAAUCGUAAACGUAAUAAUUUUUGUUACUAGCAGUUUUCAUAUACAUAUUUUCUGUGAAUAUGGGUCAGUUCAAAUUAUUGAGGGCAACUUUAAAAUGUUAAUUUUUCAAUAGGGAUGUAGUUUAUUUGUAGAGUCUUUGUAUAUUGUGUUCAUUGCCAACGUGAAAUGGAAAUUUAAAUUUUUUGCAGUAAUCAUCAUCCCCGCUAUCGAGUUUGUGUCAGGCAAGAACCUCUUUGAUUCACCUUGUGUUUGUCAGUGGGUUAAUUAUAUAUCUCUGCUGUUGAUAUUAAUAAAUACAAAUGUGUUUGUGGCUGUACUUUUUGUUUUUGAGUAAGGCGAGAAACGGGAUAUCUAGUGUAUUUAGUGUCUUACAUAAUCAGCAACUUGCCAGUUUUAUUUUCUAACGUAACUGGUUAGCACGAUAAAAUAGGUUAAAAGCAAGCUGUACUGGUUUUUAAGGUUUAUUAGAUGGCUUCAAGGCUUUGAAUACGGUGGUUUGGUAGCGAACGCUGGUUGGCUGGACCAGUGCUUUGCUUACUUUCCAAUUUGAGCAGGAAAACAUCUUCUGCAACACGUGGUCACUGUUCAAGAAUGCUCGAGACCUUGAAAUGUAUACGGGUUUCUGAAUAAAUGCGAAAACUGGUUUUUGUAUUUCACAGCGUAGCAGUGGACAUUAAGAAUAGUAACAGCAACACUUUUGAACAGAAAAUCUGAACGAUCUCUCGUUUUCUUUGUAACUAGCUGUGACCGUGACUUGGUUCGCAUUGUCAGAAUCUAAAUAGAAUAGUUGGACCGUUAUUGCUCAUUAAUGUGUUCACUAUAGUUAAAGUUACAUUAAAGAUUCUCUAUAAACUACAUUUUAAGAAGCAAGUACAAACAAUUCAGUGUAACCCCUAACUAGCGAAUACAUUAUACGUCCAAGAAUGAUUUCUCAAUUCUGUAUUUAUUUUUCUUUGCAAAACGUCUGCCCUUGUGUUCUGUUAGCUGUCUUCGAAAAAAUAAGUGAACGGGAAAUGUAAUUAUUUUGUAAGAAUGCUUGGAAUCCUUGUUAUGUAAACAUUGUUUAUGCUUUAACGCUUCCAUAAAGAUAUAAAUAUAUGUAUAAUUGUUUUGUAUAAAAAAUUAAAUCUUAUCUUCGGAACAAUUUAUAUUUAUCAAAUGGUUACUGACUAAACUUAAGUCAGUGCCACCAACAGUUUUUGAGUUGAAUAAUUUCGUACAGAAAUUAAUGACAAUUCGAAACAGAAAUGCAAGUAUUACCAAAUUAUUACUUUUCCACAUAAUUCCCGUGCAUGUUGAGCAUUUGUCCCACGAUGGAUGAGUUUGAAAAUCCCGGUCUCGUAGCGCUGCGUCUGCUGCCAGACGAGCCACGUUCGCUCGGCCCGUGUGAGCUCUUGUCGUCAGUCGGACUUCUCACCGCCGAGGAACUGCUUCAUGGUCCACACAGAUGGGAAUCGGAGAGCGCCAGGUACAGACUGCAGGGUGGAAGCUCUAGAACUUCCCAACAGUUUCCCUGCAAUUUUUCACAAAAUGGGCGAGAAACAUUGGCACAGUCAAUACAGCCUUUUCCGUAAACUUCCACUAUCUCCGAAUGGAUUUCUCCAACUUUAUUUCCUUUUGCACAAAGAAUUCUUACUAAUAACAACUCGUUUAUCCUCCACAGUUGACGAUGUAAUCACAAACGCCGGUGACUGACGAACGCUAUCGGUACGUGGAAUAACUAGAUCUUGCAUUGCGCCCGGUCAGUAGCGCUCUCUAGUUCCCUUUUUAGUAUAUUAAUUUAAUUUUUUCUAAUUAUGUUCCUACUUAAAAAUUGACAUGUGUGUUACUUGAUGAUACGUCCUCGUAUAUCAGUAUACAAGGGACACCCGGUAUUACAAUAAGGAAUCGAUACCCUAUCCGCCAGCCUGUCACACCCCUUUGAUCUCUCUCUCUCUCUCUCACCUUCAGUUCCUUGGACCAUGACCGCGGCAUAUCUGCCGAAUAUCUCCUUGGCUGGAUCACGUAUUUGUGUUCUUCCACCUGUAACCUUCAGAAUCAGUGACAACGAGGUGGUGGUACGUACAUCUAUACUGUUAUAAAACUGUAUCUGUCUGCUUGUUCGAGCUUCACGCAGACUUCUGGACAGAUUUUUGCUUAUAAGUUUAUGAUAAGACAUAAAACCGGCAUGUAUUUGAUCUCGUUACGAUGACGGGAGCCGGAGAUUCAACAAUAAAACAACAUUUUUUUCACAACCAAGUGCAGCCAAAAUAAUCUAUAAACUCUAAUUUCAAUUUCAAUCACAAUAUGGGAGGAGGGGGACAGUUUCGAGGAGCACAUACAUUAGAUGCCACGCGGGCGGAGCUGUAAUAUACCAUAAAGAUUAAACGAUUAAAAAAAUAUUAAAAAAUACUCGAAAUAAUUCCUAAAGAGUUCCUUGAGUUUCCAUUGGUUUGUUUCUCAUAAAAAUGUUUAGUUUCGCUCCGAUCUGUCCAAUUUUCCCCACACUUUGGUUAACACGUCCAGAGUAAUGGAAGCAAUAGCCUCUUCAAUUCUGUGUCUCAACUCUGGCAAAUCAUUAGGUAGCGGCGGAACGUAGACACGAUCUUUUUUUAUGCCCCUAAGGAUAAAAUUCGCAUGGCGUUACGUCAGGUUAACGCGGAGGCCAACGAAAAAGAGCUCUGUCGUCUCGACCAUUACGACCACUCUAAGGGCCCUGACACACGAGCGACCGAGUCGCGCGACUGAGACGCGCGACUCGGUCGCCGGGAAAUCGCUUGCCAUAAGAUAGCAUGGGCGUGGGUGAGAACCUGGCACACGGGCGACUGAGCGCGUCUCCAUCGCGCGUCUGUCGCCAGCAGACGCGAAUCCCCGCGACAGAUCGCGGCGACCAGUCGUGCGGGAGCCUUGCACACGGGCGACUUUUAGCCGCGCGUCCGAGCGACUGUCGGUCAGUAUCUGGUUGUAUGUACUGGCGAGGAAGAUGGCGUUCGAUUGUGACCGUUUUAUAAUCGAAAUAGAAUCAAGGCCAGCUAUUUGGGAUUCCAGAUGUGAUGAGUAUGCUAACAAAUGCAAAAAGGGAAAGGCAUGGGAAGAGGUGUGCGAUAUGUUCGUUGAGAACUUCAAAGCCAUGGAUAGCGUCCAUAAAAAUAAAGCAGCUGCAGAUCUGCAACGGAAAUGGAAGAAUCUACGUGACUGUUUCAGAAGAGAACUGGCUAAACAGAGGAAUUGUAAAUCAGGUUCUGCAGCAGAUGGCAGGAAACAAUAUAUAUAUUUCCAGCAGUUAACUUUCCUAUUGCCAGUAUGCGACACCAAACCUACAACAGAAGAAUCUCCAGACUUGCACACGCAAGCCACACCCGCAGCAGCUACAUCUACGGCACCUACUUCUCUUAAAAGAAAAAAACCGUCACCAGAAACAGAAGAACUUGAGCUACUUCAGUCGCUUAGAAGAAAUAUGGAAAAACGACAUGCAGGUAGAGAAGAAGAAGACAGUGACAGGCAUUUCUUGUUGAGUCUUUUGCCGUACUUCAAACGUCUGCCAGACGAUAUGAAACUUGAAGUUCAAAGCGACUUUUUAAACACCUUAAGAAGGUACAAUCAGGUGUCAAUUUCUGGUCAUCGAUGUCCUUCUCAGACUUCUGUCUACCCUCAUUCUUCUCCAUCAGUGAUCACAGGCCCAUCAUUUGUUUCGCUUCCAUACCCUAGUAGUAAUACAAGUACCUCUGGAGUACGCAACCAACAAUUUACACCCACCAUCAGUCAGUCUUACAACUACGGGUCUCAUUCAACUUCAGAAACAUCGCAGUUAAUGAGUCAACCCCAGCAGCCGCUGCAAUGCCACGCCUUAUCACCAAUGUCACCAGCAGCUUCCUCAUCAGUAUCUCUCCAGUCUGAUACGUCAAGUAUUUGUGAAGACUAUUUUAACUGAUACCUAAUAAAUUAUAAGACAUGUGACCUUCAUGGAAAGAGCAGUUUCAGUGAAUAACAAAUAAAUAUGUUAUCUAACAAUUUUCUUCUAAAUUUAUGAAAGAAUUUAUUUUCGUGUGCAAAACGAUAAACAUUUAUGUGUUGGAUCUUUGAGACAAUAUCGUGUCACGUAAUAAUAAAUGUUACUUAUUUGGGGUAUGUUCAGAAAAUGUUUUUUUUUAAUAAUAUGAUAAUAAAUGCUUCAACUAUACCCUUAAAAUACAUGUAACUGUCUAAUUAAAUUAUAAUUUCAGCCGUAGCCAAACACAUUUCACUCCUGUGUUCCUUGUACAACUAUGAAAUGAACUAUUUGUCUGCUUAUACAAGUGUACCCACCUUAAUGUAAUUGCAAGUCUCUCUUCAGCAGGGAUACUUCUUCUCAUACUUGUGUCAACUUUUUCAAUGUGAAUUUUCAGUACAUCCAGAAGAUCCGAGAAAGUACUCCGAGACAUUCUGAAAUAGUUAAAAUAUUUCGAAUUGUCUUCUUUUAGCUCACUCAUAAUCGUAUAAAACUGGCCCCUUGCUAAGCGGUCUGCAGUUAUUGGGUGCAUCCAUAGUACACGUUGCCUGCGACGACGCCGGCGCCGACGGCAACGACGCCUUAGGACAAUGCCAAGAACUGUUUCUUCGUCGGUGUCCAUAUUCACAGUGAAGAGUGUGUCGCGUGAACCUGGCACACGAGCGUCUCGGUCGCGCGGCUGAGUCGCUCU
Molecule: messenger RNA, 4659 nt
Organism: Bacillus rossius redtenbacheri
Lineage: Eukaryota; Metazoa; Arthropoda; Insecta; Phasmatodea; Bacillidae
Exons: 2
Coding region: 2964-3911 (315 amino acids)
Biological process (GO): regulation of transcription by RNA polymerase II
Cellular component (GO): transcription regulator complex; nucleus
Molecular function (GO): DNA binding
Source: RefSeq, a predicted model, not a curated record